This is a messenger RNA of Motacilla alba alba, 2889 nucleotides long. Its product is annotated as maltase-glucoamylase, intestinal-like. The record is from RefSeq and is a predicted model, not a curated record. The transcript has 23 exons. Gene Ontology annotation, biological process: carbohydrate metabolic process. Gene Ontology annotation, molecular function: carbohydrate binding; alpha-1,4-glucosidase activity. NCBI's taxonomy places the organism in Eukaryota, Metazoa, Chordata, Aves, Passeriformes, Motacillidae. Bases 108 to 2774 code for a protein of 888 amino acids.
UGAGAACAUAUUUGCAAUGCUUCUGAUUGUGUAUCAGAACAAGUACUUAUCAUGCCCCUGCCUUGUAUAAAAGGCUUCAGAGUGCCUGCAGAAGUUCUCCUUCAGCCAUGGCAAGGAUGAGGAGCUUGUGUUUCUUGGCUGUUGUGCUCGCAGCCCUGGGCGGGUGCCUGGGCUCGGAGCAGGACGCGCAGUGCCCCGGCGCCAUCGCGGUGCAGAAGCGCAUUGACUGCCACCCGCAGCCCGGCGCUUCCCAGGAGGCCUGCGAGGCGCGGGGCUGCACCUGGUGCUCCACCGAUGUGCCCAACGCUCCCUGGUGCUUCUUCCCGGAGGACAGUCCCUACGGCUACGCCCGCAGUGGCAGCGCCGAGCAGACCGACAAGGGCUGGAGAGUCACGCUGAACAAGCGCCAGGCCUUGUCCCUCUUCGGAAAUGACAUUUCCCCGAUCGUCUUGGAGGUGGAGUUCCAGACAAAGGACAGACUCCGAUUCAGGCUCUACGACCCCAACAAGCAGCGGUUUGAAGUGCCUCUCAAGAUCAAUGGCCCCGGGGUUACUGCUGAAGAGGCCAACUAUGAGGUGGAGUUCUCGGAUGAUUCCACCCACUUCAGGAUCAAGAGGAAGAGCACUGGCACCGUGCUGUGGGACAGUCCCCUGGUUGAUCUGUUUUUCUCCAACCAGUUCCUUCAGAUCACCACCACUGUGCCAUCCACUUCUGUGUAUGGGUUUGGUGAACAUGAGCACCCCACGUUCAAGCACAACAUGAACUUUGUUACCUAUGGCAUGUACUCCAGGGACCAGGCACCGACGGCAUUUGCCAACCUCUACGGAGUUCACCCUUUCUACAUGUGUGUAGAACCAGACUCCAAUGCCCACGGUGUUCUCCUUCUGAACUCCAAUGCACAAGAUGUUACUCUGUCUCCAAACCCAUCUUUGACUUUCCGCACUAUUGGAGGGAUCCUCGACUUCUAUCUCUUCAUGGGACCAACUCCUGAGAACGUGGUUCAGCAGUACACUGAGGCCAUUGGACGCCCACACAUGCCAGCCUACUGGUCUCUGGGAUUCCAGCUCUCCCGCUGGGGCUAUAACAGCCUGGAUGUUUUAAAGAAAACUGUCGAUCGCAUGAAGCACUAUGACAUCCCAUAUGAUGUCCAACAUUAUGAUAUUGACUACAUGGAACGUCGCCUGGACUUUACCUAUGAUAAAGUGAAUUUUGCUGGUCUGCCAGAGUUCAUGAAGGAGAUGAAGAAGAACGGAAAGCACAAUGUUGUGAUUCUGGACCCUUUCAUAACCAAGGAUGAGAAGCCAGGCACUUACAGACCUUAUGAACUCGGCCAGGAAAUGGGAGUGUGGGUGAACAACUCUGAUGGCGUCACUCCUGCUGUUGGGCGGGCCUGGCCUCCUGGAGAUUCUGUGUUUCCUGACUACACCAACCCCAGGACAGUGGAAUGGUGGACCCAGUUGUGUCUGGAGUUCAAGGAUGUCCUUGACUAUGAUGGCAUCUGGAUUGAUAUGAAUGAACCAUCCAAUUUCAUGAGAGGCCAGAUGCCUGGAUGUGCUGAUACUGAAAUCAAUAACCCUCCUUACACUCCUAGCAUCUCUGAUCGUUCCCUGGCGGAAAAGACACUGUGUCCUGACUCCAAGACUUACCUUGGGGACCACUACAACACACACUCUCUCUUUGGCUGGUCCCAGACAGAACCAACUUUCAAUGCUGUCCAGCAGGCUACUGGAAAGCGGGCCUUUGUCUUGAGCCGGUCCACGUUCGUUGGCAGUGGGAAGUACGGUGCUCACUGGCUUGGUGACAACUUCUCUCAGUGGAAGGACCUGCGCCGCUCAGUGGUUGGAAUCCUGGAAUUCAACCUCUUUGGCAUUCCCUAUAUUGGUGCUGAUAUCUGUGGGUUUAACUACAACACUACCUAUGAACUCUGCCUGCGCUGGAUGCAGCUUGGCUCUUUCUAUCCAUUUUCCAGAAAUCACAAUGCAGAGGGAAACAUGGAACAAGACCCAGCCGUGUUUGGAGAUGCUUUUGCCAAGAUCUCUCGUGCUACUCUUCGGAUCAGAUACUCUCUGCUGCCAUACUUGUACACCCUGUUCUAUGAGUCCCACGUUCACGGAGGCACCGUGGUGCGGUCACUGAUGCAUGAAUUUACCUCUGAUCAGGAGACUCAUGGAAUAGAUACUGCCUUCCUUUGGGGAUCUGCCUUUAUGAUUGCUCCUGUUCUUGAAGAGGGAGCAAGAUCUGUGACUGUAUACUUCCCUGAAGCACAGUGGUUCGACUACUAUACUGGUCUGAAAGUGCCAAGUGCCUGGAAGAAGAGCUAUGUUACUGUGUCUGCCCCACUGAACAAGAUCCCUCUGUACAUCCGUGGAGGGUACAUUCUGCCACAGCAGGCACCAGCCACAACCACUACUGAGAGCCGCCUGAACCCAUUUGGACUCAUUAUUGCCCUGGAUGAACAAGGACAAGCUUCUGGAUCUCUCUUCUGGGAUGAUGGUGAUUCCAUUGAUACUAUUGAAAAUGAGAACUACUUCUUGGCUAAAUACACAUUCAGCAAAGGAAGCCUGAAGACAGAAAUAGUUAAAGAUGGCUACCGUGGAGCUGACGCUCUGAAGUACAACAAAAUUACCAUCCUUGGCCUGAAACUGAGACCUCAGGCUGUGUCUCUGAAUGGAAGAUCCAUCCCUGGAGAUGCUGUGUCUUAUGAGAUGAGUGGGAAACUGGUUUUGCGGAUUUCUGCUCCACUUACUAAGGAACUCAACAUUAAAUUCUACUAGAAUGGUCAGAACACACUGACUUAAUUCAGCAUACUUAGCCCUCAGAUAUUUAUCUCACUUUGAUUUUAAUGUAAAAAAAAAAAUUGAGUCAUUAAAACAUCGCAUGUGAACCCAG